This is a messenger RNA of Bactrocera oleae (olive fruit fly), 3031 nucleotides long. It is a transcript of the gene prg, whose product is annotated as piragua. Lineage: Eukaryota; Metazoa; Arthropoda; Insecta; Diptera; Tephritidae. Gene Ontology annotation, molecular function: zinc ion binding; DNA-binding transcription factor activity, RNA polymerase II-specific. Gene Ontology annotation, cellular component: nucleus. The record is from RefSeq and is a predicted model, not a curated record. Gene Ontology annotation, biological process: regulation of transcription by RNA polymerase II.
AACGCAUACACCUUUUUCCUUGAUUUUUUAUUAAUAUUUAAUCGAAUAAAAUUAUAAUUAAUUUAUUGAUAAAUAUUUACAGAUUUUUAAAUAUAUAAGAUAUGCAGUUAACAAUUUAUAUAAGAAAUUAAAUUUAAACAUCGUAAAGCUGCCGUGUGUGAGCACGCUGUAAUAUUUCGUGCAAAUAAUUGCAACCCUACGUUUUGUGCAAACCCUUUUGUAUUGUUUUUCUCGUAAUAUUUGCCGUAUCAAAGUGCCGCGUUAAUUUUUUUUAUUUAUUUCUAAUAAGUUCACCGAGCAAAAACCUUCACAGUAGCUUAUGACUUUAAAACGCAUCGAAGCAGCUUGUUGAUUACUUGUAUAAUACAGUGUGAGGCAUAUAAUUAUUUGCAACAAUGGUGGACCUCGAAAUGGUAGCUGCGCCAGCAGAGACUGUUGUAGUGGACAGCAGCACUGGACUCUGCCGCCUAUGUCUGCGUCACGAUAAAACAAUUGUGAAUAUAUUUGAGGAAGUACCAACACCAGCAGAGGAAAAGUCGUCGCCUGGGACUGAAACGCCCCCGAACAAAAUUAAUAUGGUUGAGCGCUUAUUUGACUUAUUGGGUGUAAAGUUUCAACACUCAACGGCCUUGCCGAGUCACAUCUGUCAAAGAUGUUUUGCCAUGGUAGAGGCGUUUACUAAUUUCCGUGAAAAUGUACAGAGAUGUGAGACUGAAUUGCAGCGUUGGUUGGCAGAAAACUACAAAAGCGCAACAAACGAGGAUGAACAACGACCAGGCCUCAAUGGUAAUCCGGGCAAUUUCGAACCCGAAGACGAUUGCGUAAUUACAGAGAUUGAUCCCAACCAGGAUUAUGAAAGUUCAGAAGAUGAAUUUUCUAUGGAAUCUGAUUCGGAAACUGAAGAGCACACGCCCUCUGCGACGCAAACUUCAAUUAUUGCUGAAUCUAAUUUAGCGCAGCAUGAUUUUAAUAACUCCGCAGUGGCGGCUAAGUCAGCAGCUGAUUUACAUAAUGCUGAAAAUUCACAAACUGCAACGGAUGUGUCUUCCUCCUUUGCUGCUCUACCAGCCAACGACUCGUUUAUUGGUGGCGAGGUAGUGAUCAAAAACACAUAUCUUUGUCAGUAUUGCGACAUGGCAUUUACAACACAAGCUGAAUGUCAAGAACACGAGUCACAACACGACAGUGCAGCGCCAUAUGUCUGCAGCUUCUGUUCACAACGUACAUCCAGUCGCCAAAAUUUGAUUUAUCACAUCAAAGAACUGCACGAUCCGGAACGACCGUAUGUUUGCGCAUUUUGCAAAAAAGGUUUCUGUCGACGUUCCGAUCUGAAGAAGCAUACAAUUGUGCACACCGGUGUGCGUCCAUUCUCAUGUCCCGUCUGUGCAAAGAGUUUCUCACGCAACACUAAUUUGACGAAACAUAUACGCAUACACAGUAGCGUAAAGCCACAUGUAUGCACGCGCUGCCCACGUUCCUUCUCCAGCGCACCCGAAUUAAUGCGUCACAUACGCUCGCAUACAAAUUCGAAACCAUUCCAGUGCAGUCGCUGUCCAAGCGCUUUCGCGCGUAAGGAUAAACUACAUUUGCACGAACAGACGCACUACCGGCGUGAUGCCGAAUUUUUACACCAACAGAAUAGUGGUGCUGGUGCGCUAAAAACAGAAGAUGGUAACAACAGUAUGGGACAGACAGAAAACUUGGUAGUGUCACUCAAUCCGUAUGGUGACGCCGACAACGCGUCGUCACAGCCAAAUAUGUCAUCACCGCAAGAUCAGUAUCGUCAGCAUAGCAUACUGGCAGCGCAGUUGCAACAACGACCGUCAAUGCCGAAGCCGCCACCGCCGCACAAGCCAUCACAUUCACGCUCCUUCACCUGCACGAUUUGCCAGAAGACAUUUACACGUGAACGCGAUUUGCAACGCCACCAGGCGCUACAUCUGGACACGCUAUUUACGUGCAAGCAGUGUGGCACCGGUUUUAAUCGACGCGAAAAACUCGCGCGGCACGAAUUGGAAUUCCAUGCACCACAAUAUCCCUGUGACGUUUGUCGCAUGCAAUUCUCUAAACACGAUGAAUAUGAAAGACACAUGAAAAUGCAUGAAUUGCAACAGACUGCGACUAUUGCCACACAGGCAGCUAUUAGUGCGGCAUCGGGUGUGCCCGGCGCGCCGUCAGGUAAUAUUUUGGGUUUAGCUGUCUCUGCCAACACUGCCGGUGCCUUGAAUUUGGUGACAACUGCAGCUAGCCCUGCCGGCAGCACGCAUCAAACCAUUUCCGCAUCUAAAGAUUUGUCAGGCACGCAGCAACGACCCACCGCUGCCGAUAUGUCUUUCUACAGCCAAUUGGUGCCUACCAUGAAUCUUGGUUUCUACAGCGAAACGCGCCCUGAAGAUCGCAAUGGCAUAUAGGCAAGUGGUUCGUAGCGUCGCUACACAACGCAUUUACAUACUUACAACUUCAUAGGCAGUACGUUGAGCCGUUAAAUAUAAUAACUAGACAUAGACAAUUUAUUUGCGCGGAUAUUACUAAACACAAUCUACAUUUAAUUUAUACAUAAAUGUGUAUGUUUCUACUGACAUAUAUACAUUGGAUACAUAUACAUAUGAACAUGAAAUAAAUAACUCAAAAUGCCAUAAAAUCGGUGCAAAUCAAAAUAUAUUCACAUACUAACAUUACUCACAAUCAACUCACGUCAGUAAAUCAUUUGUCAGUAAACCAUUUAGCAAAAUUAGCAUCUUGACACAGAAACCUCUUGUUUUGACGGGUGAGUACAAUUUAACUGAAUUUUUUUUAAUUAAACUGGUUGUAUUGGGUAUCGCCGAAAUUCGUCGCAAGUAAUUAUAAUAACUAUUUUACGUACGAAACAGGGGCAAUCAAAACUAAUUCGACUAAUGUUUUUAUAGUACAAAUACAAAUAUAAAUAUGUGUAUCAUCUGUGCAAUUUCCUUGCUGUUGAGCGUUACUUCACAGAGUUGUUGAUAUUUGUUUAAUUUUUUUUUAAAUAAUAUAUGUCCUUAUAUCAAAUAUA